Molecule: messenger RNA, 2477 nt
Organism: Prorocentrum cordatum
Lineage: Eukaryota; Dinophyceae; Prorocentrales; Prorocentraceae
Source: the annotation of a GenBank genome assembly
CUCAAGUUGUGGCUUGAUGUCUUCUGACUCGAUCCAUGUGGGUUCGGUUGUCCAGUUUGACAGCUCCACCUGGCCUGAUCCUAGUCGGCGCGCUGGUUUUGCAAUUUGCCGAUGAAAAGGGUGUUUGGCGAGUUCGUGCUUGUAAACCAGGUGCAGAUAAAUAAGUUGUUGUCAAUCCAGAACAAAAGGCUUGCGCUAUUGCAUUCCACGUUGACCAUUUGUGCCUUUGGGGUUUUGUUUUACAACGUCUAUAGUGCAUACCCGUACGCUCGCGUCUAUCGCCCUUCGGGCAAGGCCUUGGAACUUUGGGCCACGAGAGGUGUUGCUGACCAGGAUUGCUCGAAUUCUGCUCUCCAAAAGUACGCCUACGAGUGCGACGGGGACUGGGUCUACAAGCCAGGUAAAUGUGCCCCACUACCUCGUGGCCUGUCCGUCCGGAAGUCUGCGGGCUCGUUGUUCAUCCCGACGUACAGUUCUGACGAGCUCAUUGAGACAGCUCACACGACUGCGGCGUGCGCCGCUCUCGAGCAAGUUUGCGGAAACGAGGCCACAUUCUCGAAUAUUUCUGGGGCUGACCACUGCACAUGCAUUACCCGCGACGAGUUUAUCGUGUUGGGGUCAGAUGACCAUCAUAUCCACUUUAACCACGGAUUUGCAGUAGACACUGUCCAAGAUGGAAGGGCAACGAAUCAUCAAACAUAUUUAGGAAAAUAUGUACCAGACGGGAUCCUGAGCAUAACUCGGGGACCCGACGGGGCAGAGUGCGCCAUAUCGGGGAAAUCGCGGUGGGCGCCCGGGGAGAAAAUCCACGGCAGCAUGCGAGAAAUGUUGAAGUGCGGCGGAGUGUCAUUGGACGACCAGCAGCCCAUGUUGCGCGGUGACAUGUCCCAACCGGAUUCACCACAUGCGCGUAUCACAGGCGCAAUCUUAGAAAUCCAGGUGUCGUACGCCAAUAUGGAAGCCAUCGCCAACCAUACUGGCAUUGUGGCGAACAUUGCUUUCAAUGUUAACCCGACAUGGAACAGCGAAAUUACCGUUGACUACUCUGGAUUCGCAGAGUCAUCAGGUUCAACUGCUGGCGCGACGUACAAACAUCGCUACACCUACGGAGUAUCAGUGUACGCAAAAGUGGGUGGUGUAAUCGGAUAUUUUGACUAUUUCAUGUGUUUUACUGUGGUAAUGACGAGCAUCACCAUGCUAAGCCUUCCCACCAAGAUCGUGACAUUUGUGGCCGUUCAUUGUUUGGGCCUUUGCUCAGUCAUAUAUGCAAGGGAGCGGGUGGACCGGCUUCACAUUGGAAGCGAUCUUGUGGGUUAUUGCGCGCGCUUAAUGGGCCAUGGAGAGUCUUACAAAAGCAUUGUGUCAAGACGGCAAGCCGCAUCGGCGGAGGAGAUGGACGGUCGCGCACUCGUUGACCUCUUGACUGAGACAUUUACCAGCGGGGAUGGUCAGAAACCCGACAAGCAGGAUAUGUCCAAGUUGUCGGAUGUGAUCAUCGCCGCUGUUGACGUCGACGGGGAUAGCGUUUUGACUUUGAACGAAUUCAUCCGCAUGGCUUCGUCGAAAGAGUCGUUCAGGGUGUCGGAGGCCAUUGCAUUCUUUGAUACAGACCGACAGAAGGGUCUAAUGGAGAGAUUAUUCGGUGAACCAAGCUUGGACUCACAGAAGGUCCAGGCAAAGAUGAGACGCUUGAACGCGGCUGAAGCAUGGUGGACCAAGCGUGGACAGACAAUGUGCACCCUCGACAGCGGGCUGACAAGGCAUCGGACGUCUGGCGCCUCUUCGCUGGGGGCAGCCGGCGAUAUCGCGGACGGACCGCAUAAUGUUGUGAUUCCGAUUAGCGAUCACAAAACGGUGCCAGCGCCACCCUGUAAUGACCCCGCGGCACCUGGACUGGAGGCCGCUACUGUCACCGCUGAAACGGAGCCGCGUUCGCCAGGGGCAACAACAAUUGGGAACACUUCUGCCGCAAGAGCACAAGACAAUACAAGCAGUACUGGAUCAGGUGUGCUGGGGCAUGCUAGCGAGGCUGGCUUGGCGAGAUCAGAUCGGGAUGACAUGGUAAUGCAGGCAGGGCCCGACCCCCUGAAAAAGAAGAAGAAGAAGAAUGUGCAGUAAGCCGCCCAGUCGCAGACCAGCACAGGGCGCUACGAUACUGUUUGUCCCCAGUCCGUUGACUGCUACAGUUCUGUCUCAAAGGGGGUUAGCCUGUCGCCAUCCUCAGAACGAGCCUCAGCCAUCUUCAUCACCAGAUACUCUCGGCGCUGAGGUGUUGGUUCGCGUGGAGGGGGGUCUGUCUGCCUAUGAGGAUGCGAGCCGUAAUUGCAUGGCCUGAAUUUUAUUAGUGGAGCUGCUCACUCCUUGCGUCACUGCGUCGGGCUUCGGCAAUUUUCAAUCACAGCUUAUGAUCGUAGCCGAUCUGCGGCGCAAUGCUUGCCUGUAUACAUAACGGGGGACCGGGUCCGGGGGCAGGCGCA